AGCGGUUACAAAACACCUGUGCUCAGUCCACACAACACAAACAACAACGCACAGCCAAGAUGAGUGACGACGCGAAGCAGCAGCAACCAGCGCAGGACGAGGCACCCCAGCAAGCAGAGCAGCAGCAGCAGCAUCAACAACAACAACAAGGGGAUGAUCGGGUGCCGCGGGUUGUGAGGGAAAUCGUGCAGCUGCCACCGGAUCCAAACGAUAACGACGGUGAUGAUGACGGUGAUGAGAAUGCGACGCCCUUCGACUCCUUUGGAGACGAUGAAGAAGACAUUGACAUCACACACGCUCGCAUCACCGACAUGGCGCCGUUGGCACGGUUUCACAAACUCAAGACGCUGUGCCUGAGGCAGAACCACAUCACAGAGAUCUCUGGCUUGGAGAACUGCACACAACUGGAAGAGUUGGAGUUGCGCGACAACCUGCUGGAGAAGAUUGAGAACGUCAACCACCUCACAGAACUCAAGGCACUUGACGUGUCGUACAAUGGGAUCCGCAAGAUCAAGCACAUCAGCCAGCUCGUGAAGCUGGAGAAGCUGUUCCUUGCCAACAACAAGAUCAAGGCCAUUGAGCACCUCAACCACCUCGCCAACCUCACCAUGCUCGAGCUCGGCGCCAACCGCAUCAGGGAGAUUGAGGGUCUGGAUGCACUUGUGAACCUUCGCCAGCUGUUUCUGGGCAAGAACAAGAUCACCCACAUCUCUGGCCUCGACAACCUCAUGAACCUCCGCGUGCUCAGCCUACAGAGUAACCGCAUUGAGAAGAUUGAAGGGCUGGAGAACUUGAAGCACCUUGAAGAGUUGUAUCUCUCACACAACGGCAUCACCGUCAUCGAGGGCCUCGACCACCAGCUUGAGCUGAGCGUGCUUGAUGUGUCGGCCAACCGCAUCGAGCACCUGAGCGGCGUCUCCCACCUCACCGCCCUCGACGAGUUCUGGUGCAACACGAACAAGCUGUCAUCGUGGCCCGAGCUUGAGCAGCUGAAGCCCUGUGCACACAUCACGUGCGUGUACUUUGAGGGCAACCCGCUCUCCGAGGACACCAUGUAUCGGAAGAAGCUCAAACUCACGCUCCCCUCCCUCAAGCAGAUUGACGCCACCCUGUGCGGCAAAUGAGCAGUGGCUGUCACCCGUGGUUGUUGUUGUUGUUGGAUGUAACAUGGUGGUAAGUGUGGUGGUUAGAUGUGUGGAAGCGGACAUGCUGUUGAUUUGGCGAUGGCAAUGGUGGCGGGUGAUGCCGCGCCGUGUUGUCUGUUGUUGUUUGGAAUUGUCUGUCGGCCGAGUGGUUCGUCGGUGGUUGUUGUUGUUGGCUGUUGUUGUUGCACGCGAAAUGUGGAACGAAAAAGGCACAUGAAUACAUGUUCGUGUCAAUCCAUUGGAUGCGAACGAGGUGUUGCGAAGGAAACGUUUAUUCGUUCAUGAAAUGGGGCACAGUAGUUGUUCAAUACUGGCAAAACAGGCGCAUCACGCAGGGAGCAAUCAAGUCAAAGGCCACAUAGUCAUCAUCAGCAUCAACAUCAACCACU
Messenger RNA from Salpingoeca rosetta, 1534 nucleotides. RefSeq lists its product as uncharacterized. The record is from RefSeq and is a predicted model, not a curated record. Gene Ontology annotation, molecular function: protein binding. Bases 60 to 1124 code for a protein of 354 amino acids. Lineage: Eukaryota; Choanoflagellata; Craspedida; Salpingoecidae. The transcript has 7 exons.